AUGAGUGAAGAGUCGGACAUACGGUAUAUCCAGGAGAGACUGGAUUCUCUGUAUGAGAUAGACACUAAAAUAGUUACACUGCUAGAUAACAUGUCCUCAGCCAUAUCAAAUCUGCACGAGGGAAAGAAGAUGAUUUCUCAAUCGAAAGAGGAGUCACUAGAGGAGGUGAAAAAACAGUUCAAGGAGAACUGCGGUAACGUUUACGAGAACCUGUCUAGUGCAGUCAUAGGAUUGAGACGUGAAAUUAAGCUUCUGGACCAUCGCACAAAUGCAAAUGUGGUGUCCGACAAAGAAGUUAGGAUUUUGCCCGUGAACAUCAACAAGAAAGCCGUUUGGGUGGGCGAGUGGAAGCUGAACCAGGAGGUGGAGAAUCUGGAAGCGAUGUUGGAGGAGAAAGCGAGCUGA
Messenger RNA from Kuraishia capsulata CBS 1993, 405 nucleotides. RefSeq lists its product as uncharacterized. NCBI's taxonomy places the organism in Eukaryota, Fungi, Ascomycota, Pichiomycetes, Pichiales, Pichiaceae. The record is from RefSeq and is a predicted model, not a curated record. The transcript has 2 exons. Gene Ontology annotation, cellular component: mediator complex. The coding region runs from base 1 to 405 and encodes 134 amino acids. Gene Ontology annotation, molecular function: transcription coregulator activity. Gene Ontology annotation, biological process: regulation of transcription by RNA polymerase II.